AUGGUUGUACGCUAUCAAAAUUAUAAGGUGGAAUAUGAAUUGAAGAACUUCCACGGCAUACUAGGACGAGUUGGAAAUAGACGAAGCCUUGAUCUAUACGACAUGAAUAAUUACCAUGUUAUGAAAGCUGCAUAUAGGUGCCCCACGAUAUACAACGAAGAGUUUCUUGUAUUUUCAAGGCAAAAUUUUAAUAUUUGCCAAGCUUUACAUCAGAAAGAGUUUCAACAAUUAGAGAGAUGGUACAGCGAUUGUGGGUUGGACCGCUUGAACAUCGGACGAGAUGCGUUACUUAUGGCCCAUUUUAUGGCUUCAGCAAUUUUUGGCGAUCCUCAAUUGGUCGAUGCUCGUAUGUCAUUCGCCAAAAACGUUGUGCUUAUAGCACGCAUCGAUGAUUUUUUCGAUCAACAUGGUUCUCGAGAAGAAUCAUACAAGAUCCUAGAUUUAGUAAAAGAGUGGAAUGAGAAGCCAACCGUAGAUAACGGUUUCCAAGAAGUUGAGAUACUCUAUACAGCGGUGUACCGCACUGUAAACGAGAUAGCAGAAAGGGCUUACGUGGUGCAAGGCCGUUGCGUUAAACAUCAUCUAAUUAACCUCUGGGUUAAAAUUCUAACGAGUUUCGUGAAGGAAUUCGAUACAUGGUGCGAAGAUGAUGCGAUAAACUUGGAUGAGUACUUGUCUUUUGCUCGGAUAUCGGUCGGUACCGAAAUAUGCAUACUCACUUCCAUAUAUUUCCUUGGUAUAAAAUUAUCUGAAGAAACGAUUUUGAGUGAGGAAUGUAUUAGCUUGUGCAUGCAUGUUGGCACGGUCAACCGCCUGCUCAAUGAUCUUCAAUCUUCUCAGAAGGAGAAGGAAGAAAGGAGGGUAAAUGCGGUGAGCAUUGUAAAAGAAUCUGACGAUGAAGACGAAGAGAUGGCAGUUUCGAAGAUUGAAAAAUUGAUAGAGUAUAAUCGGAGAAAACUGCUGAGAAUGGUUUAUAAGAGAGAAACCAUUGUUCCAAGAAAAUGCAAAGAUUUGUUCUCAGAGAUAUGCAAAAUGGGUUAUUAUUUGUACUCAUCUGGUGGUGGUGAUGAAUUUACUUCCCCGCAACAAAUAAUGGAGGAUGUGAAGUCAUUAAUCCAUCAACCCCUUAAACUUCCUCCGUCUUAA
Molecule: messenger RNA, 1146 nt
Organism: Erythranthe guttata (spotted monkey flower)
Lineage: Eukaryota; Viridiplantae; Streptophyta; Magnoliopsida; Lamiales; Phrymaceae
Source: RefSeq, a predicted model, not a curated record